UAUGAGAGGAUCUGGGUGAAAUUUUCUGUUCCGCCGUCAACUACGCUGUCAUUCAUUCCUUCGGCGUCACUUUCCCGAGAAUCAAACAGUCCCCAAGGCAGAACAAAUCUGCAUAGUUUCGUAAGAAGUUUGGUCGGUGUCAUGGCUGAUGGGCUUUCGCGCCGGUUGCCGGCGGCAAUGGAGGCUGUCGGAGGGGUAAAAAGGUCGGCGAAAGAAGAAAGUGUCGACGAUUCAGUAAUGGCGGAUGAUCUAGACGUAAAUCUCGAAGCGGAGGUUUCGAAGUUACGGGGUCACUGGGAGCUGGCGUCGGUUCUCAACUUCUUGAACGUCUUCGAGCCGUUAAUUGGGAAAAGCUUGAGGAUAUCGGCGGAAGAGAUUGAAAGGGGUUUAGUAAAGCCUGAAAGUUCAUUAGCGGAACUCCACAUUCUACUUUUGAAGGGCAUACCACCUGUAAGUAAAAUGUUAAAUGGUUCUGAUGCAUGGGUGACUGUACUUUGUAAGAAGCUUGCCAUGUGGUGGCCUUGGGUUGCUGAAGGGGAGAUUCCAAUAAAGGCUUUUAAAGGGGAGGAGAUAUCAAAAUACAAGAAACUCGAUCCAACUAAACGUUUGCUGAUUCUAAAAGUUCUUUGUGAAAUUCGAGCUGAUCAAGAUGAUACAGUAUCAUAUAUUAGCGAAUGCUUGAAAGAUAAAACUCAAAUGUCUUGUUUCCAGAAAGAUAGAUUUGGAGGAGAUGGAAAUGGAAUUUCCUAUUGGUAUGAUGGGAACCCAUCUGUUGGUUAUAGACUAUACAGGGAAGUCAUCAAAUUUGAUACAAAGAUAAAAGGUAAACACAAAGGAAGUUUCUCCCUUCCAAUGUUCAGCACUCAAUGGGAAACAAUGGCCACAAAUCUCGAGGAAUUUCAUAAAGUUAAAGACAACUUGUUAUGCAGCAAAAUCACCAGUGAAGUUGCUGUUGGAAGGAAAAUUGAAUCUGAUGCCAUUCCCGUUCUUGAGAAACUUCAGAAGAAGAAAGAAAGGUUAUUGAAACGUAAGCAUAGGGAGGACAUGCUGUUGAACGACUUAAAGAAAUCCUGCAUAGUUGGAAUUACACGCACUUGUCGCAUUCGUGCGCCCGUGAACUAUACAUUUGAGGAGUAUAAUCGGGCUAUUGAUGAUGCUAUACGGGUAUCUAGGAACGUGAAAAGCACUGAUGAAAAAGAGCAAGGAAUGCAUCGAAAGCGCGGUAGAAGAGAUGUUGUUUCCACUAGUGAGAAUCCUGACACGAGGAUUUCAUCAGAGGAUGACUCCAGAAUUAGCCGCGAGUGCAAUAAUGAUGAUGAUACUGAAAGUAACACGCUUGUUCUUGACAGCGCUGAUGAUACCAAUAACAAGGAUUAUGAGGACAAGGAUGACGAUGAUGAUGAAUGCAACUCUGAUUAUUCUGAUGCAGAAGAGAACAAUGGAGGAACGCUUCAUUCCGAAAAGCAGGCAGCGACCAAUGUCGAAAUGCCUGUGGGAGGGUGCAGUAAGAGGCAGGAUAGAAACAGGAGCCACUCUGGUAAUGAAAAUAGAAAGGUGGGUGCCAAAAGCAGGUUGAGACAAAGACCAGUUCUCAACUCUGCCCUUGAUCCAGUUGCUGUACCUGAUUCAGAUGAUGAAAAUUGAAGACCCUUCACUGUUCCAGCCACUGUCAACAAUUGGGUAAAUGCUUAUGAAUUAUAUGGUAACCAGUGAAUAUAUUAUUUUCCUUGAAUUUUUUGGUGCAGGAAUUUUGAAUUGCACUGGUUCCAUUAGUGAUUUGGAAACUUGUUGUUUCCAAUGAUCUUGUUGAAUAUGUUAGGAGAUUAGAGCAGGAACUUGAUUUAUGAUUCUAAGAAAUUUUUGUGAAUGUUUGAAAUAUUAGUAGUUGAAUAUCAAAUCUAGUGUUUUUUCA
Molecule: messenger RNA, 1912 nt
Organism: Momordica charantia (bitter melon)
Lineage: Eukaryota; Viridiplantae; Streptophyta; Magnoliopsida; Cucurbitales; Cucurbitaceae
Product: DDT domain-containing protein DDR4
Biological process (GO): regulation of DNA-templated transcription
Cellular component (GO): RSF complex
Source: RefSeq, a predicted model, not a curated record